CCAAUUAUUUCAGGACAGAGGAAGAAAAAACAGGACCCUCUUUGUUCUCGAUGUUCUGAAUAGCAAUCGACAAUAAAGCUCUAUUGACCUGUCUCCCUGUGGUAGAGACACCAGCUAUCAAGGACAAACCUUGUUUUUAUGAGUGGUGGUUACUCGUUGGCCUGAUAGGUGUCUCGUGUCCAAAUUUGGUGUCUCGUGGGCCAUCCAGUACAACCCUCUGCCAGGAAGCAGGAAAAUCACGGUGGGACACGUUGCCUCCAUCCUUCCUGCUGAAUUUAGCAACAUUGCAGGCCAGCCAAACCAGCUGCGGUGUAAAACCGAUCGGGUAGCACAUAAUCUCCUUCUCCGUUAUGGCUUCAGCUGGGCUCUGGGCGGUCGAUUAUGAGGUUCAUGGAGAAGUCCAGGGUGUCUUCUUUAGAAAGUACACAGAAGAGCAAGGGAGGAAGUUGGGGCUGGUCGGCUGGGUGAAGAACACCGCGCAUGGGACCGUGACUGGACAAGUGCAGGGCCCGAAAGAGAAAGUGGAAAUCAUGAAGAACUGGCUGCGCACGGUGGGGAGCCCCAUGUCACGCAUUGACCGGGCCGUGUUCUCCAACGAGAAGGAGAUCUCUUCUCUAGAGUUCCAGUCCUUCACCACCAAGUAUUAGAAGCAGGAUGGGAAGUCUGCCUCUAAAUACUCCAAGGGAAUUUCCACCCAGAGAAGGCCCCACUUUUCCCUUUCUGGGAUGGACCCUCCUGCUGCUGCUGAGGACAACAUUAGACAUUGCUCUACUAGUCCUAUCCUGCUUCUACUACAUCUAUUGUGUCCUGAAAAAACACAACAUGUCCCAUAGACUAUCCACUACUCUUCUUGCCACUUUGCAUUGUUUACGUGAUUGGAGAGGAUGAAUUGUCAAGUUAGAUCAAUGCCCCAAAAAUAAUAAAACUCUCUUCCCUAAAUCUAUGUUACCAUUGAACAACCUUACAACAACAUGCCUUUGUAAUAGCCGUUCAAUGUCCUCCACAUUUGUUGCCCUUCCAUCUCAAUGUCCACCCAUCAAGACUACUAUUAGCUCAUUAAAGUUUAUCUUUUAAUGGAGGAAAA
Molecule: messenger RNA, 1084 nt
Organism: Anolis sagrei ordinatus
Lineage: Eukaryota; Metazoa; Chordata; Lepidosauria; Squamata; Anolidae
Product: acylphosphatase-2-like
Molecular function (GO): acylphosphatase activity
Source: RefSeq, a predicted model, not a curated record